Hevea brasiliensis (rubber tree) is the source of this 1524-nucleotide messenger RNA. RefSeq names its product probable mannitol dehydrogenase. Gene Ontology annotation, molecular function: zinc ion binding; cinnamyl-alcohol dehydrogenase activity. The record is from RefSeq and is a predicted model, not a curated record. Gene Ontology annotation, biological process: lignin biosynthetic process. The transcript is spliced from 5 exons. Lineage: Eukaryota; Viridiplantae; Streptophyta; Magnoliopsida; Malpighiales; Euphorbiaceae. Bases 312 to 1400 code for a protein of 362 amino acids.
CUCUCACUUAAUUUUCCAUUGAUUUUUAGAAGUUGGGUCGAAUUUUUUUAUUUUAUUUUUAAUUAAUUUCCUUUUUUUUUUAAUUUUACUAUUUUGAAAGUUUUUACACAAAAACAAUUAAUAUAUAAGAUUAUUUAUUCAGAAUUUGUGAUUUCUUCUCCAACAGUAUCUUUUUCCAGGAUUUAACCUUGCGAUGUUGGUUUAUGAUUUAUAAAUGAAUGUAAGCCUCUAAGGAGGAGACUGCAAACUUGAUCAACCUCUUCUCCCACUUUUAACUAUUCCAAGGAAAGCUUAAAUCGAUAUUCUGGGAAAUGGGGUCUUCAGAUAAACAACAUCUUCAGCCUCAGGAGUCCUUUGGAUGGGCAGCUAGAGACUCAUCUGGAGUUCUCUCUCCUUUCAAAUUCUCAAGAAGGGCAACAGGAGACAAAGAUGUAAAGAUUAAAGUUCUGUACUGCGGCAUCUGCCAUAGUGACCUGCAUAGUAUCAAGAACGAUUGGGGAAUAUCCAUCUACCCUCUCUUGCCUGGUCAUGAGAUUGUGGGCAUAGCAACAGAGGUGGGAUCCAAUGUCGAGAAAUUCAAAGUAGGAGAUAAAGUAGGGGUGGGGUGCAUGGUUGGAUCUUGCGGCUCUUGCGAUGACUGCACAAACAAUCUUGAGAAUUACUGCCCAAAAAUCAUACCAACUUACAAUGGUAUAGACGACGAUGGAGCCAUUACUUACGGAGGAUACUCAGAAUUUAUCAUCGUCGACCAACACUUUGUCAUCAGAUACCCUGAAAGCUUGCCUCUUGAUGCUGGUGCACCCCUUCUGUGUGCUGGUAUUACAGUUUAUAGCCCCUUAAAAUACUACGGCCUUGAUAAACCUGGUAUGAAGUUAGGCGUGGUUGGACUUGGUGGCCUUGGCCAUAUGGCAGUCAAAUUUGCUAAAGCUAUGGGGCUCAAAGUGACUGUGAUUAGUACAUCACCAAAUAAAAAGAAGGAGGCUACUCAACAUCUUGGUGCUGACUCGUUUUUGCUUAGCAAUGAUAAGAAUGAAAUGAAGGCUGCAAUGGGCACAUUGGAUGGUGUUAUUGACACAGUCUCAGUAUUUCAUGCUGUGUUGCCUAUAAUUGGUUUAUUGAAAUCCCAUGGGAAACUUGUUCUUUUGGGCUUGCCUGACAAGCCUCUCGAGCUGCCAGUUUUCCCUUUGCUCCUAGGGAGGAAGACGGUGGCUGGUAGUGUUAUAGGAGGAAUAAAGGAGACGCAAGAGAUGAUUAAUUUAGCUGCAAAGCACAACAUAACUGCAGAUGUAGAAGUUAUCCCAAUUGACUAUGUGAACAAAGCAAUGGAGCGACUUGCCCGUGCCGAUGUUAAAUAUCGAUUUGUCAUUGAUAUUGCAAACACCUUAGCUGCUGGUGUAUGAUCUUUAUUAGAAUUAAAUUUUUUUUUUUUCCUAAUCUCUGAGCAUGAAUUGAUGGAUCAAACUUAAAAACACUGUUUUCAUUUUGAGAAAAUAUAUUGAAAUAAAGUCCACUUUUUAUUUUGUC